Rotaria sp. Silwood1 is the source of this 1140-nucleotide messenger RNA. NCBI's taxonomy places the organism in Eukaryota, Metazoa, Rotifera, Eurotatoria, Philodinida, Philodinidae. The record is from the annotation of a GenBank genome assembly.
AUGAUGGAACAUAAAGAACAAACAACAACAGUAACUUCAUCAAAAUCAAAUUUUUUUGUAAUUAUAACAUUAAUUACAAUUAUUUGUUUAAUUAUUAUUAUUAUUGCUUUAUUUCUUUUGACAACUAUUAAAUAUCGACAAUCAUCAUCAUCACAACUUCUUCUUAUACAAUCUCUUAAAACAAUUUCUGAACAAUCAACAUUAUCAACAACUACUUCCACAACAACAACGACAACUUUAUCUCCUGAAGAAAUUCAACGUUUAUCUUUAUUCAAAGAAUUUUUGAAUUUAUCAUCAAAUCAUCCUAAUCCAAGUUUAUCCCGUUCAUCAAUAAUUAUGAAUAAAUUUAUGCGUUCAAUUUAUCGACAAAUUUAUGAUGAAAUAGGUGUUAAAAGAAAAAAACGUCAUGAAAAUCAACAUUCAAAUUUAUAUUUAUCUGAUGAUAUAGAUUUUAUUAUUAGUUUACCAAAUCAAUCAAAAUAUUCAUUAACAAAUAUGACUUAUUAUUUUGAAUAUAAUGAAACACUUGAAUAUUUAAUAUAUGCAGAAUUUAUUUUACCUAUUCAUCAAAUAUCUAAAAUACAAAUAUUUUUUUCAACAUUUAAUAUUUUAUUAAAUCAAACUUUUAAAAAAGAUCAAUAUUGGUUAAAAAUAAAUUUAACACAAUAUAUAAGAUCAUUUCCAUUAAAAUUUCAUAUUAAAUUUAAUUAUAUAAAACAAAAAUUUUCAUCAGGUUUUUUAACAUUAUAUUUUCGACGAACAUCUACUCAUUUGAUUUCUCGUCGAGAUUUAUCUUCAUUUUAUGAUAAUCAAUUAAUUACAUAUCCUGAUGAUCCAUCUUAUUGUCAAGUUCGUCCAUUACGUACAACAUUUUCUGAUUUAAAUUGGUCAUCAUGGAUUAUUGAACCAAGUUCAUAUGAAAUGAAUAUAUGUUCUGGUACAUGUCAUACACAAUCAAAUAUGGGUACUUAUUUUAUUGUUCAAAAUUUACUUAAUCAAAAAUAUCCAAAUAAAAUUCCAGCACCAUGUUGUCGACCAAAACGUUUUUCAUCAACAAUUCUUUUAUAUUAUGAUGGACCAAAUUUAGUUUUAAAAAGACAUGAAAAUAUGCGUGUUGUUGAAUGUGGUUGUUCUUCAUAA